Molecule: messenger RNA, 1608 nt
Organism: Emys orbicularis (European pond turtle)
Lineage: Eukaryota; Metazoa; Chordata; Testudines; Emydidae
Gene: CDC25A
Product: cell division cycle 25A
Exons: 16
Coding region: 1-1608 (535 amino acids)
Biological process (GO): G2/M transition of mitotic cell cycle; protein dephosphorylation; positive regulation of G2/MI transition of meiotic cell cycle
Cellular component (GO): cytoplasm; nucleus
Molecular function (GO): protein tyrosine phosphatase activity
Source: RefSeq, a predicted model, not a curated record
AUGGAUCCCGGGCCCCCCAGCCCUGCCCCGCCGAGCUCCCACCGCCGCCGCCUCCUCCUGCCGCAGCUCCCGGCCGCCGGGCCCGGCGUGGUGAAGUCCCUGUUCCCCGCCGAGCUCUCCCCGGUCUCCGGCCUCAGCCUCACCAUGAAGCAGCUGCAGGGCCUUGGCUACAGUCGGUAUGAGAAUUCUGUGCAAAUGCUGGGAACGAGGAACAGUAACAAUCUACAAAGAACAGACUCGUCAGAAUCUACUGAUUCAGGCUACUGUUUGGAUUUUCCUGAUCCCCUGAACUCAGACAUUGAAGAAACCUUUGAGAAAAGAGUUAUAGAAUCUGGCAGACUUACUAAUAUUCAGUUACCCAUCAGAAGAAUACGUUCCCUCCCGCAGAAGCUUCUGGGGUCCAGUCCUGCUCUGAAGAGGAGCAACUCAGAUUCAUUGGAUUGUGAUGUUUUUCACCUGAUUGAACCAGAUGACAACAAAGAGAAUGAGUCCUUUGAGUUUAAGAAGCCAACCAGGCCUGCUUCUCGUAGUUGUCUGCGUAUCCGUUCCCUUGAAGAUGGAAAAGAUGUUUUUGGGCAAAGACAGAACUCUGCCCCAGCUCGGAUGUUUCCCACUGGUGAAGCCCCUGAAGGUGACUUGGAAAACUAUAGGCCUGCUUUCAUGCAGCAGUCAUCUCUAACUUCCCCUGACACUGAGGAAGAAGAUGAUGGAUUUCUAGAUAUAUUGGAUGGGGAGGACUUGAAGAACGAUGAAGAGAUGCCAUCUGGUGUGGCAAGCCUUUGGACUGCUCCACUGGUCAUGAGAAAAGCAGACAACCACAUUAAACGGUGCAGAUUGUUUGGAUCACCAUCUCUGCCCAAUGGUGUGGCUAGGACUGCCCUGAAAAGAAUGGAAAGGUCCCAAGAAGAGACCUCUCCAGGAAACAGCAAAAGGAGGAAAAAUGUGCCUGGAACACCUUCUGAAGAAGCAGUGAGUCUGAAACUAAUUAGGACUCAGUCAUCCUCAGAGAUUGAGAGCAUUUUGGACAAUGACCAAAGGAAUCUUAUUGGCGACUUCUCAAAGGAUUACCUUUUCCACACUGUAGAUGGGAAGCAUCAAGAUUUAAAAUAUAUCGACCCAGAAAUGAUUGUAUCUGUGCUGACGGGGAAGUUUGCAAGCUUCAUUAAGGAGUGUGUGAUAAUUGACUGCAGAUAUCCAUAUGAAUAUGAGGGAGGCCAUAUCAAGGGUGCUGUAAACCUCCACAUGGAAGAGGAUGUGGCAGAUUUCCUGCUGAAGAAACCUAUCAUGCCAUCAGAGAACAAACGAGUAAUAAUAGUAUUCCACUGUGAGUUCUCCUCAGAGCGGGGUCCCCGAAUGUGCCGGUUUGUGAGAGAGAGAGACAGACUGGGGAACGAGUACCCCAACCUGCAUUACCCAGAGCUCUAUGUGCUAAAGGGGGGCUAUAAGGACUUCUUCUUAAGAUGCCGAAACUAUUGUGAACCCCAGAGCUACCGCCCCAUGCACCAUGAGGACUUUAAGGAAGACUUGAAAAGGUUCCGCACGAAAAGUAGAACAUGGGCAGGUGAGAAGAGCAAAAGGGAACUGUACAGUCGCCUGAAGAAACUCUAA